Molecule: messenger RNA, 1336 nt
Organism: Triticum dicoccoides
Lineage: Eukaryota; Viridiplantae; Streptophyta; Magnoliopsida; Poales; Poaceae
Product: galactinol synthase 2-like
Exons: 3
Coding region: 107-1075 (322 amino acids)
Molecular function (GO): glycosyltransferase activity
Source: RefSeq, a predicted model, not a curated record
CAUCGUCCAUCAUCAAGCAUCAAACACGAGCACGCACAAGUCCACAACACACAACGAACCCAUCUCAUCCACUCUUUCAAGCAAGGCAAGAGAGAUCGAGCGAGCAAUGGCUCCCAUGCUCAAGGGGAUCGUGGAGGACGCGCCGAAGAGGGCGGCGUACGUGACCUUCCUCGCCGGCUCCGGCGACUACUGGAAGGGCGUGGUGGGCCUGGCCAAGGGCCUCCGCGCCGUCAACUCCGCCUACCCACUCGUGGUGGCCGUGCUCCCCGACGUCCCCGAGGACCACCGCCGCAAGCUGCUCGCCCAGGGCUGCCUCGUCCGCGAGAUCGUGCCCGUGUACCCGCCGGAGAGCCAGACCCAGUUCGCCAUGGCCUAUUACGUCAUCAACUACUCCAAGCUCCGCAUCUGGGAGUUCGUGGAGUACGAGAGGAUUGUGUACCUGGACGCGGACAUCCAGGUGUUCGACAACAUCGACCACCUGUUUGAUCUCGACAAGGGCAGCUUCUACGCCGUCAUGGACUGCUUCUGUGAGAAGACGUGGAGCCACACCCCGCAGCACAAGAUCGGCUACUGCCAGCAGUGCCCGGACCGGGUGGUGUGGCCGGAGCGCGAGCUCGGCGUGCCCCCGCCGCCGCUCUACUUCAACGCUGGCAUGUUCGUGCACGAGCCCAGCCUCGCCACCGCCAAGGCCCUCCUCGACAAGCUCGUCGUCACCGACCCCACGCCCUUCGCCGAGCAGGACUUUCUCAACAUGUUCUUCAGGGACGUGUACAAGCCCAUCCCGCCGGUGUACAACCUCGUGCUCGCCAUGCUCUGGAGGCACCCCGAGAACGUCGAGCUCGAGAAGGUCAAGGUCGUGCACUACUGCGCUGCGGGUUCGAAGCCGUGGAGGUACACCGGCGAGGAGGCGAACAUGGACAGGGACGACAUCAAGAUGCUUGUGAAGAAAUGGUGGGAUAUCUACAACGACCAGAGCUUGGACUACAAUUCCGGCAACGGUACCACCGACCCGCUGCAUGCGGCUCUCGCUGAGGCCGGCGCCGUGAAGUACUUCCCGGCGCCGUCGGCCGCGUAGGCUCGCUGCUUGCCGGCCGGCGUCAGCGCGGCUGGGUCGGGCGCCCAGUGAGGCGCCGUAGAACUAUCAUCACUUUUGGGAUUUCGGAUUUUCGGUAAAGAAGUGUACACCAUAGUAUCGAACAAUGGAUUAGGAUCGAUCUACAUGUUUUUUGGUAUUGUAGAUCAAUAUAGUCCUGUUUCUUUUCGUUUGCAAAAAUAGAGGCUUGUACACCAUACCUGUUACACUAUGGAUUAGCAUUUGCAAAGCUUUGAAUUAGUA